This is a messenger RNA of Botrytis cinerea B05.10, 1195 nucleotides long. RefSeq lists its product as hypothetical. The transcript has 2 exons. NCBI's taxonomy places the organism in Eukaryota, Fungi, Ascomycota, Leotiomycetes, Helotiales, Sclerotiniaceae. The record is from RefSeq and is a predicted model, not a curated record. The coding region runs from base 115 to 1089 and encodes 324 amino acids.
GUAGUACCAAAAUCAAGUCGAAUCGUUUGCCGGUGCAGGUUUCUUAACAAACUUGAUUGCUCAAUUUCAAAAAAUUCAAUCUCCCUAUUUGUAAAGGAGUUCUGCAUCCCCAAAAUGGAAUAUAAUACAAGACGUCCAGAAGAAGGCAGAGAGCUGGCCGGAAGCGUGUUGUUAGGACGGAUGCCACAGCAAGCAGAAGUACGUCUCGCAGAAGAUGAUUGGACAGGCAGUACAAAUGCUGCUGAGCGAAGGAAACGUCAGAAUCGGCUACAUCAAAGACUUUAUCGGAGACGGCAAAAAUUAUUGAGCAUGCAAUCAGCCCCCGCAAGCUUGAUCACGAAAGAGACGGAACCAUUGGAGCGGGAAAUUGACUCACACCUGAAAAACCUCCUCGAAGUCAUCAAACGACGAAACCAACCCGAGGAGUCUACAGAUACUGUUUUUCCUGGGAAAUUUACUGAAUAUGAUUACAAAAAAUUACUAAUUUCAUCAGCCCUAACGCCUCCUCAGGUUCAGCAUAUUAUCGGACAAGUUGAGCAUUUUAUUUCUCGUCAAUACAUGACUAGCUCUCCCCGCGCCGACCUCCUCCUUACUCUGAUUCAGUUCAACGUCUUUCGUGCUUUGUUCAGCAACAUGAUUGCUCUGGGAUUCAAUCAUGAUUGGUUGACGGCAGAUGCAAUUUCACCAUUUGUCCAGAACAAAUCACGCGUUUGUGACAAGAGCUGCCCAGGCAGUCUUUGCCCAACUGCACUUCAACGUCAAGUCUCCCAUCAUCCUUAUUUGGACCUGUUUCCUUUCCCAGAAUUACGAGAUAAUAUGUUAAGAAAGGGUGAAGAUUUUGAUGACGACGAUCUUUGCCAUGAUCUGGUCGAAGUGUGUCAUGCUCCGUCUGAAAGAAGUGGUCUUAUCGUUUGGGGCAGUCCUUGGGAUCCAUCCAGUUGGGAGGUCACCCCAGAAUUUGUUGAAAAGUGGCCUUGGAUGUUGAGAGGUUGUCGAGAGCUCUUACACUCAACCAACCUUUGGAGGGGUAAACGAGGAGAAGAAGAGCUGUAUUUUGAUGUUACGCUUUCCGAAAGAAUUCACUCUUAACUUUGGUUUAGAGUAUUAACUGCUGCCCGUGUCCCUCCUGAAUCAGGGAAAAGACUAAACACGACGAUUCAAUUUAAAUUUUCCCUCCAUUGACUAGUUGAAAACA